GCGGUAAUUAUGUAUGUACAACACGGUUCGGAUCUUAAUCACGUCAAAUUGUUAAUUUUAUAGUUUUUCGUUGCAUAUAAUUGUAAUUAACAAAGCGCUUUGAAGUGAUAAGACUUUGAGUUAGAAGCAUUUAGAGAAAAUUAAAUGUAAUAAGCGUACAUUUGUUUCGCGAACACUGUUAAUAUCGCCCGAAAAAAAUAUUCGCGACUUCGACCGGUAACAAACGAUUGGAAACGACCCAAAAGAUAAAUCAGCAUAGCAAAAUGAGGAAUUUCACUUCUUUCGCGAUUGUCCUAUUGCUCUUCGUAGGAUAUUCACAAACUACCAAUAUUUUCGAUAUAUUUGGAAACAAACGUAUUGCUAUCAUGGGUCAUGAACUUGAUAUGGGAAGUGGUUUCAAAAUUGACGAAGGUUUUCUGGAUGGUUCUCCGGGAGUAGAACGACACUUGACUAGUGAUAAACAUGAGGGUGGUCAACAAGAAAGUGGUCAACAAGGAAGUGGUCAGCAAGAAAGUGGUCAACAAGGAAAUGGUCAACAAGAAAGUGGUCAACAAGGAAGUGGUCAAGAGGGAAGUGGUCCACAAGGAAGUGGUCAACAAGGAAGUGGUCAACAGGGAAGUAGUCAACAAGGAAGUGGUCAACAAAGAAGUGGUCAACAAGUCGGUGAAGGAAGUGAUGAACAAGGAGGUAGUGAACACGCUCAUCAACAUGGAGGUGGUCAACAUAGAGGUGGUCAACAUGGAGGUAUUCAACAUAAAGGUGGUAAACAUGGAAGUGGACAACAUGGAAGGGGUCGACAUGGGAGUGGUCAACAUGGAGGUAGUCAACAUGGAAGUGGUAAAAGAGGAAGUAGUCAACAGAACAAUAGUCAAUGUAAUCAGAAAACGAAUGGUAGGCAAGAAGGUGAUCAACAAGGAAGCGGCCACCAAGGAGGUAAUGGUAAACAAGAAGGUGGUAGAUUAGAAGGUGGUCAACAAAGUGGUCAACAAAGUGGUCAACAAAGUGGUCAACAAAGUGGUCAACAAAGUGGUCAACAAAGUGGUCAACAAAGUGGUCAACAAAGUGGUCAACAAAGUGGUCAACAAAGUGGUCAACAAAGUGGUCAACAAAGUGGUCAACAAAGUGGUCAACAAAGUGGUCAACAAAGUGGUCAACAAAGUGGUCAACAAAGUGGUCAACAAAGUGGUCAACAAAGUGGUCAACAAAGUGGUCAACAAAGUGGUCAACAAAGUGGUCAACAAAGUGGUCAACAAAGUGGUCAACAAAGUGGACAACAAAGUGGUUCUCAACAGGAAAGUGGCCAAAAAGGAGGUAGUCAACAACAAGAUGGAGAAAAAGGAGGUUCUCAACAGGAAAGUGGCCAGAAAGGAGGCAGUCAACAACAAGAUGGAGAAAAAGGAGGUUCUCAACAGGAAAGUGGCCAGAAAGGAGGCAGUCAACAACAAGAUGGAGAAAAAGGAGAUUCUCAACAGGAAAGUGGCCAGAAAGGAGGUAGUCAACAACAAGAUGGAGAAAAAGGAGAUUCUCAACAGGAAAGUGGCCAGAAAGGAGGUAGUCAACAACAAGAUGGAGAAAAAGGAGGUUCUCAACAGGAAAGUGGCCAGAAAGGAGGUAGUCAACAACAAGAUGGAGAAAAAGGAGGUUCUCAACAGGAAAGUGGCCAGAAAGGAGGUAGUCAACAACAAGAUGGAGAAAAAGGAGGUUCUCAACAGGAAAGUGGCCAGAAAGGAGGUAGUCAACAACAAGAUGGAGAAAAAGGAGGUUCUCAACAGGAAAGUGGCCAGAAAGGAGGUAGUCAACAACAAGAUGGAGAAAAAGGAGGUUCUCAACAGGAAAAUGACCAGAAAGGAAGUAGUCAACAAAAGGAUGGAGGAAAAGGAGGUUCCCAACAGGAAAGUGGCCAGAAAGAAGGUAGUCAACAGAAAGAUGGUGAAAAAGGAGGUUCUGAACAGGAAAAUGACCAGAAAGGAAGUAGUCAACAAAAGGAUGGAGAACAAGGCGGUUCUCAAGAAGAAAGUGACCAAAACGAAGGAAAUCAACAAGAGGGUGGUAAAAAAGGAGGAUCUCAACAAGAAACUGGUCAACAAAGCGGAAAUCAACAAGGAAGUAGUCAACAGGAAAGUAAACAACAAACAACUGGCCAGCAAAAUAGUCAACAAGGAAGUGGUGACUCUUCGGAGAAUGAUGGAUUCAAAAGUGACCUUCUCGUCGUACACAACACAGUUGAAAGCAGCAACUGAAACUAAGGACUCCGGACAAUAGAAGUAAAAUAUGCAACAGUAUCUGAAAUAGAAGCUUAUAAUAUUUAUAUAGAACAACACUCAAUAUAAGUUUGGUUGUCAAUAUAAUAAUGGAAGGGGUAUUAUUUUUGUUUUUUUGUUUAUAUAAAUUUGUCAAAUUUUUGGGUAAUAAAGGAAACUUACUGAAUUA
Molecule: messenger RNA, 2430 nt
Organism: Diorhabda carinulata
Lineage: Eukaryota; Metazoa; Arthropoda; Insecta; Coleoptera; Chrysomelidae
Product: protein argonaute-2-like
Exons: 3
Coding region: 264-2240 (658 amino acids)
Source: RefSeq, a predicted model, not a curated record